Messenger RNA from Lucilia sericata (common green bottle fly), 2660 nucleotides. RefSeq names its product band 7 protein AGAP004871-like. The transcript has 8 exons. Lineage: Eukaryota; Metazoa; Arthropoda; Insecta; Diptera; Calliphoridae. Gene Ontology annotation, cellular component: plasma membrane. Bases 1076 to 2077 code for a protein of 333 amino acids. The record is from RefSeq and is a predicted model, not a curated record.
AGUAUCAGUUGGACUUGUAAACUGAAUAAGAACGGUUUGAUUAAGUUUAAAAGAAAACUAACAAGAAACAACAGAAACCACAAUACAACCAGAAGAAAUCCCCGUAUUUUUUCACUUAUUUUUCGUUAUUGUUGUUGUUGUUCUACUUCAUGUGGUGUAUAUAAAUUGCGAAAAAUAAAACAAAAUAAGUAAAAAAAAAAGUGGAAAAAUAUUCUCAAGAAAAAUAAGUUCUUAAACGAAACGCAAGCAUAAGAAAAUUUUCGAAAGAAUAAAAAACUGCAAAUUUAAGCUAAAGAAGUUUCGUUUACACAAAAUUGCGUGCAAAAAUGUUUGUGUAUUUUAAAAUUGUGUGAUUUAGCCUUAAAAAUCAAAUGAAAUUGUUUUAGUAUUUGUUUUUGUAGCCUCAAAAGUUAAAUCCCUUAAAUAACUUAAUGUAGUUAAAGUUGUUUUAUACCAAAAAAAAAAAAAAAAAAACGCAAUCCAGUAAAAACAAUUUAAAGAAAAACCAAACCAGUAGUUAGCAAGUUAAAACCUUUAAAUUAAUCAAAAUAAACCAAUUAACCAAACAACCAAGCAAAAAAAGCAAAAUAAUCCAUCCAUUUUAUUAAAGUAUCUAAUUGCUAUAUUUCCUGUGUAAUUUACCUCGAUUUUUAACUAGAGCUGCUGGUGUUGCUGCUGCUAAUUGUAUUCUUAUUUUGCACUCUUGAUUUAUUGUUUGUGUAUUCUAAAUGCCACAUAAAAUUGUUUGUAAAAUAACAAAAAGAAACACCUAAACCAAACAGAAAAAAAUAAAAAAAAACAAAUUUUUGUAUUUUGUUCUAACAAAACGAAAGUGUUGUAUGGUUGCUAAUUAGUUGUAAACCCUUACUCACUAUACUGCCAUCAUCUAACUAUCUAUCUAUCACAUAUACAUACACAUAGAUAUAAAGUAUAAAGUAUUUGUAUAAGUAAAAAAAACAGAACUCAUCGACGUCAUCGUAAUCGUCAUAGCCAUCGCUAUCGCACAUCAUCAUCAUCAACGACUUGAACAUCAUCAUUGUACGGAUACGCCAGAGGCAAUAGACCAUAAAGCAAUAUGCCUGACACCAUCUCUGUUAUAGAUCAUAAAAGAAUCAAUGAAGAUAUGAAUAACAAGGCUUCAACUUGUGGCAAACUUCUUAUAUGCCUCUCAGUGGUCCUGGUCAUUUUGACGUUACCCUUCAGUUUGUUUGUUUGCUUUAAGGUGGUCCAGGAAUAUGAACGAGCAGUUAUCUUUCGUUUGGGUCGUUUAAUGCAGGGUGGUGCCAAAGGACCAGGUAUAUUCUUCAUACUGCCUUGUAUAGAUUCUUAUGCCAGAGUGGAUUUACGUACCAGAACUUAUGAUGUACCACCACAAGAGGUCUUAACAAAAGACAGCGUCACUGUGUCAGUGGAUGCUGUUGUCUAUUAUCGAGUUUCGAAUGCAACAGUCUCCAUAGCAAAUGUUGAAAAUGCUCAUCAUUCUACACGUCUAUUGGCACAAACAACUCUACGUAACACAAUGGGCACACAGCAUUUACACGAGAUUCUAAGUGAACGUAUGACAAUUUCCGACACUAUGCAGGUACAAUUGGAUGAAGCUACUGAUGCUUGGGGCAUUAAAGUGGAACGUGUUGAAAUCAAAGAUGUACGUUUACCCGUCCAACUACAAAGAGCCAUGGCUGCAGAGGCUGAGGCAGCUCGAGAAGCUCGUGCUAAGGUUAUAGCUGCCGAGGGUGAACAGAAAGCUUCUCGAGCCUUAAGAGAAGCAUCCGAAGUAAUUGGUGAUUCACCUGCCGCUUUGCAAUUGCGUUAUUUACAGACUCUUAGUGCUAUUUCGGCCGAAAAGAAUUCAACAAUUGUUUUUCCCUUGCCCAUUGACUUAAUAACAUAUUUCUUAAAGUCAAACGAUGCUGAAACAAUACAAACAGCCGCCAACACCGCACAAGUUAUAGCCAAAAGGGAUCGCGACCGAGAGGAGGAUGAAACAGCAUUGGCAGCAGCUAAAGCAGCAGCGGCUGCUGCACCAGCCCCUAGCAAUACUCUACCAUCUGGCAAUUCUAUAAAUAUUGCCAUGUAAAUUCUACCAUAAAUUCUAAAAUAAAAAACAACAACAGACAUUGUAAACAACCAACAACAACAAAAAAAAAAUACAUCAUAUAAGCAACAGUGACAACAAUACAAAUACAGCAACCAACAACAAUAAAUACAAAAGAGAUGAUGGCAUUUACUUAUACAGAGGAAUAUAAAUAAAAAUGAAAAAACUUAAAUAUAACAAAUUUAAAGACAAAAACAAGCGUAUAAAGAUAAAAAUUCAAAGUCAAAAAAUAAAACUAAUAAAAUAUCUAGAGUACACAGUACAUAAAGCAGCAACAAACAUUAGCAUUAAACAAUAACAAAAGCAACAAUAAUAAGAGUAAAGAAAAUAAUAAUGAAGAAAUUUAAUCAAAUUGUAUUGAAUUCAUAAAAUAUUUAAAGUUCAUUAAAUUAUAUGUAUGUAUGUAUAUGUUUGUAACACCAAUGACUUAUUAGACGGUUGAAGUUAAAGGAUAUUUUUGAUAUUUUAAGAUCUUCGUAAUUAUAUCUACUUCAGUUCUAGUUCGGUUCUAGUUCAGUUCUAGUUUAGUUCUAGUUCAGCUCUAGUUCAGUUCUAGUUCAGUUCA